Betta splendens (Siamese fighting fish) is the source of this 3400-nucleotide messenger RNA. RefSeq names its product glucose-6-phosphate exchanger SLC37A4-like. The transcript is spliced from 10 exons. Gene Ontology annotation, biological process: phosphate ion transmembrane transport; glucose-6-phosphate transport. The coding region runs from base 534 to 1865 and encodes 443 amino acids. NCBI's taxonomy places the organism in Eukaryota, Metazoa, Chordata, Actinopteri, Anabantiformes, Osphronemidae. Gene Ontology annotation, cellular component: endoplasmic reticulum membrane. The record is from RefSeq and is a predicted model, not a curated record. Gene Ontology annotation, molecular function: glucose 6-phosphate:phosphate antiporter activity.
AAGGAAAAAAAUCGACUAUUCUCCAGGAUAUAUGAUCCUGUGCGAUGCACCGCGCACGUUUAAAGUUACAGAGUUUGGCUUACAAUAGCGUGGCUGCAGUGCCACGUUGUAACUACACGUCCCAUCGAAAAAUUUGCCUCGCGCUCUUCCCACGGUGGCUCCCCGUCUCCGCGGCGACGCGCUUCCAAGCUGCAAGUGAGCGCGUAUCGUCCUCCUGCGUGGAUUGGAUCUGCAAGAGGGACGCGAAUUAAAGGCUGGUGUAAAGCUCCCUUCUUCUGUCCUCAACUCCACCAUCCUUGAAGAGUCCUGCCAGAAGUAUUUCUCUUCAUGGGAAACAUUCAAUCUGUGGCUCCCAGCACCACACUAUUUUCAUACCAUUGUUCCAGUGUAUGCAACUAGUCUACAACCAAUAACCAAGUUGCUUGGCUGCAGUCUGAAUGCCAGAGGAUCUGACUCUGCAAGACUCAUUUUUACUUUACUACAUUUACAUCCUUGAAAGUUUAACUUCAGGUUUACUUAGAUAAAGUCCAGUCAUGGGGGUCACAGGUUACGGCUACUACCGCAUGGUCAUCUUCAUCUGCAUGUUCAUCGGCUACUCGCUGUACUUCUUUAACAGGAAGAUUUUCUCCUUCGUCAUGCCAUCGGUGAUGAAGGAGAUUCACCUAGACAAAGACGACUUGGGUCUGAUCACCAGCAGCCAGACCAUGGCCUACGCCAUUAGUAAGUUCAUCAGCGGCGUGCUGUCGGAUCGGAUCAGCGCCCGCUGGCUUUUUGCCAUUGGUCUCUUUGUAGUGGGGGGAAUCAACAUAGUCUUCUCCUGGUCCUCCACUGUGUCCAUGUUCGCACUGCUGUGGUUCAUCAACGGCCUCGGACAGGGCUGUGGCUGGCCUCCAUGCGGGAAAGUGCUGCGCAAGUGGUAUGAACCCUCACAGUUUGGAACAUGGUGGUCUGUGAUGUCUUGCAGCAUGAAUCUUGCUGGCAGCCUGGGUCCCAUCGUGGUCACGGUCCUCCUGCAGUACCACGACUGGAGGACUGUCUUGACCAUGUCAGGCGCUUUCUGUGCUGCCUUCUCGUUUGUCUGUCUAGUGUUCGUGAAGAAUGAGCCAAAGGAUGUGGGUCUGCCCAGCGUCGAGGUGGUGGCCAAGAAGAGAGCUAAAGGAGGCAACAGUGAGAGCACUCUGAGUGAAUUCCUCCUAUCGCCUUUCCUCUGGGUGCUGUCUUUGGGUUACCUGGUGGUGUUCGGAGUGAAGACAGCAGCCACUGACUGGGGUCAGCUGUUCCUCAUGCAAGAGAAAGGCCAGACUGCUUUAAUGGGAAGCACCUACAUGAGUGCCUUGGAGGUGGGUGGUUUUGUGGGCAGCCUUGCAGCAGGCUUAAUCUCGGACAGAGCUGUUGCUCAGCAAGGCUUGGGGACCCACGGCAACCCUCGUCAUGGCCUGCUCAUUCUCAUGAUGUCGGGGAUGUGUGUGUCCAUGUACCUUUUCAGAGUGACCAUCACUCCUGAAAUCCCAAAGGAGGCUCCUCUUUGGGCCCAAGUCAUUCAUCCUGUCUCUGUUCUCAUCGGGGUGUCAGAAAAAGAGAUAUGGAUUCUCUUUCUUGGUGCCGUGUUUGGAUUUUCUUCUUACGGACCGAUCGCCUUGUUUGGAGUGAUAGCCAGUGAAAGUGCUCCAUCAAAUUACUGUGGGACUUCUCAUGCUGUUGUAGCCCUCAUGGCUAAUGUGGGGGCUUUCAUGGCAGGGCUUCCCUUCAGCACCAUUGCCAAAAAAUACAGCUGGGACAUGGCUUUCUGGGUGGCUGAGGUGGUGAUGACCAUGGCAACUGUCUGGUUCUUCCUAGUACGCAACAUGUGCACAAAAAUGGGAUAGACUGGAGGGAAAAUUGACUAAUGUAGCCCAGCUAACUGUCCAGACCAGACCAAGAACAUGUUUCACAGUUAAAUGCUCUGUACACAGAAUACUGCACAUUAAUAAAAGUAGAGUCACUGACACAGGCUAAUCUAUUUGGUUAAUCGAGAUACUCAGGUGCAGGUCAUGAAAUAUUAAAUAUCUUUAUUUUGGAAUUUGGUACUAACGUUUAACAUCACAAAGACACUUAACAGCAUUACAGACAGUAUAGUAAUACUGCAUCACUUCAUACUUCCUUUACCAAUGAAGACUUCUUUAUGACAGGUGUGUACAAACUUAGACAUGAAUAUUAAAGUCUCUUUGGCUUUGUUAAUGGUUAAAAUAGAUAUGUGCUCACGUCAGGUAAGCUAUACAAAGCCUAUUGAAUGUUUACUGGUACAGUAAGUCAGUAUAUUCUGGAUUGUUUGUCUGGAUUUUUGCACAAAUGUCUGGAUUUUUGCACAAAUGUAGUAGCGUCUGUCGUUAUUGAUCAUGUCAGUAAUACCUCAAGUACUUUUUAAAAUGUAGUAGUUUUUUUUCAAUUCAAUCAAAUGAAGUAGUUAAAGUGUAGCUCCCUAUUGGUCUGUUGGCGACACUUAGAGUUGAAACAGGGAAACUGUUAAUCAUGUGAAAACGAUCAGUAGUCACACCGGAGAAAAACGAUAAACAAUAAAUACAGACACGCAUCUGCAAUCAGAUGAGAGGAUAAAACAAUACGAGCAAAGCGGUGCAAACAUAUAUUCUAUAGCCCUGUUAGAGGAUCCAUUAGAUGCAUCUGGUGUUAGAUGCAUCUGUUGUUAGAGUACGACCGCGAGUACCACACACAGCCAGCCACAUCCAGCUGUUGAACACACCAGGGUCCCAGCCAGAGGCAUCCAGAAGGAGCGGCAGACCGGUCGGGUAUAUGCCAGUGGACCCUAAGCCAAGCCAUGCCAGAUGUGUGGGACACAAUCAUCCCUAUAUCAGCAAGGCAUCAAGUUUUCAUAUAAUGCAGUUGAUCAAGGCAUUAAAGCGCAAUUUGCAUCGAGAGCCGGUCUGUCUAAUGUAAUUGGACCCAUCGAUUGGACACAUCGCUAUAAAAGCACCGUCACAGGAUGAAACAAACAAUUCUUUUUCUAUUUAUGCCGUUUUCUGGAUUCUCACUUAGUUGGAAAUCCAUGCUUUGUGCAAUGAGGCCCCUGGACUGUGUCAGGCUUUGUAGUAAAAAAAUUAACAUCAAACCUUUGCUACAGGUGUUGCUGUUGUCGUAUACAUUACUUAAAACAGUGGAUUGCAUGAUAAUGUUUUUUAUCUCCAACAUCCGUUUAGGGCAUCUUUAAUACCAAAAAUAUAUAAUAAAGUAUCUACAGUUAGUACACCAUAUUAAAUAUUAAAAGGGAUAACUAAUUAUAAAAUUGAAAACUUAGUUGUUUUGUUUUUGUUUACCCACCUCUCAUGAGACCCUCCUCAAUCUGUGAGCAUCGUGUCUACUUGGAUCAUACUUCUAUUGUAAUUAAAAUUCAGAUUCCCUAAUUUCA